This is a messenger RNA of Dunckerocampus dactyliophorus (ringed pipefish), 3057 nucleotides long. It is a transcript of the gene glod4, whose product is annotated as glyoxalase domain containing 4. The transcript has 9 exons. Bases 175 to 1065 code for a protein of 296 amino acids. NCBI's taxonomy places the organism in Eukaryota, Metazoa, Chordata, Actinopteri, Syngnathiformes, Syngnathidae. The record is from RefSeq and is a predicted model, not a curated record.
AAAAUACUUUACUUAUUAAGCACUUAAUAAAAAAAUGCAUUAGCAACAGUUUGACGUCGCAUUAGCUGUUCUGCUAGUAAUCAACGCCAGAGAAGUCGAUCGACAAGGAAGUUUAAUCGCACUCACGUGAUCAUCCCACUACAUAAUUACAACGGUAACACCUGCACAAGAAAAAUGAAACGGGCGUUGCAUUUUGUUUUUAAAGUUGGCGACCGGACCAAGACUGCUACAUUUUAUCGAGAUGUCCUGGGAAUGAAGGUUUUGCGCCACGAGGAGUUUGACGAAGGCUGCAAAGCAACCUGCAACGGUCCCUAUGAUGGAAAAUGGAGCAAGACUAUGGUUGGCUUUGGUCCGGAGGAUGAUCAUUUUGUAGCUGAGCUCACGUACAACUACGGGGUGGCAGAAUAUCAACUUGGAAAUGAUUUCUUGGGGCUGACCCUGCACUCAAGCAAAGCUGUGUGCAAUGCCAAGCGCCUUGGAUGGCCUCUCACACAGGUAGAAGACGGCCUCUAUCUGACCCAAGCUCCAGGCGGUUAUCAGUUCUAUUUGGUGGAUGGAGAGCAGCCUCACAAAGACCCGGUGCAGAAAGUUUGCCUAGGCGUGUCAGACCUCUCGAGGUCGACCAACUACUGGUCUACACUGUUAGGAAUGACAGUGAUGGAAAAGAAUGAGGACAAGAAGACAGUAUUGUUGGGAUUUGGAGACACUCAGUGUAAACUGGAACUUCACGACAUUAGUGGCACUGUAGACCACGGAACAGCAUUUGGAAGGAUUGCAUUUUCAUGCCCCAGGGAUCAACUUCCUGACCUGGAAGCCUUGAUGAAAAAAGAAAACGAGAACAUUCUCACACCUUUAGUUAGCUUGGACACACCUGGGAAAGCCACUGUAGAAGUUGUUAUUUUGGCUGACCCGGAUGGCCAUGAGAUUUGCUUUGUGGGAGAUGAAGCAUUCCGACAGCUUUCCACAGUGGACCCCAAAGGUGACGAGCUACUCGAUAAGGCAAUGGCUGAUGACAAAAGCAAUGAGUGGUUUGCCAAGCACAACAGACAGAAAGCUGCUGCAUGAGAUGGACUACGCUUACUUACUGCAAAACUGCCAACCGCCACCUGUUUAGAAAAGAUGCUUCUGUUCCCUUCUUUCAACUUUUAAAGCAUUUAUAGGACAACAACAAACGCAAUUUUACAUAUUAUCAUUCUAUGGCAAAAGUUCUCAAAAUUUACUACCUCCAAAAUAUGUAGUUUUGCAAGUACAGUCGUCCCUCGCUACAUUACAGUUGGAACAUUGCUCCGUUUUUUAAAAAUCCCAUUCAUUUUUUUUUCUAUGCCGCUUAAUCCUCACUCUGGUAAGUUGACAUGAUGGGGGGGGGGAGUUCUCCCAUUUCAUGUGGAAGUGGUACAUUUUUGGCUUCUUACUUUCCCCUUCUUCUCCACUCAAUUCGAAACACUUGCUUAAGUUUAGAAUAAGUAAAAUGGAGAGGCUAACUAGUUAGCUCGGUAGUCCCACUGGCAGUUUCCAAAUUAAAUUUUUUUUAAAAAAACCUUUAACAUAGAGGCUGUAACUGGCAACAUGACUUGCAGUGCUACUGUGGCACGCUUAAGUCCCACAGGAAAUAGUCAGAUGCAAUCCGUAGCUUGUACAAAAAAGCGAUCCAACCCAACACGUCAACACACACGUGGCACACAACAUAACCUACAGACUGCACCAUGUGGGCGUACAAACAAAAGCCUACGCACAACACCCAUGCCGAGAUUCCACCCAUUUAUUCCGCCGCAAGGCAUGCUGGGUAGCUUGUGGUACUCUCGUUCCCAACAUGUUUCCGUGUUUGUCGCAUUUUUGCUUGAUUAUAAAACAUGUUGAGGAAGUUGUUGGGAGUAAACGAGACAUUCACAUACUCCUGAUAUCCAAUGUUUUAUGAUUCAUAGUUCAUAUUGUUAUUGCUGCUGGACUACCCAGCAUGCCUUGUGGGCACUAUUACCCAGAUAGUAGCAGUAGUAGUUAAUUUAUGUGAUGUGUUAACUUGUUGUGGAUGUAUUGUGUUAUUUUGUUGCACCAUGACUAAGAACGUAGUUCUGUUUGAUGACCACCUAUGUAUACACAGCCCCUCGGGCUAAUUUUUUAACCCAAUGUGGCCCAUGAGUCAGAACGUUUGCCCGCCCAUGGCUUAGCAUCACGGUUUAGCUUGGAAUGUGUGGCUUGCGCUCGCAGGUAAAUUGGCUUGUGACAUGUGAGAUGAGUUAAACAUUAAUUUGAGUGUAAUUUCAGCAAAUCUUUGGUUCAUGAAUUUGUGUUACAACACAAGCAUUCAGGAUGUCUCUAAUGCAGCGACAUGCGGUGAGGUUCAUUGCUGGUGAGGCGCUCCUUUAUUUGCUUUAUGUUAAUACAGGUUGCUCAUUAAGAGGGUAGCAAGAAAAAUGCCGACGGUCUCCAGUUGCGUUCAAUAAAUGCUUCUGCAAACAUUAUUUUGGCAACAUGCUGAUAAACAGAAAUUGCCAUCCAGUACAGUGCACUCCAAGCCGAGAGGAGAGCCUCGCCUGAGCCUCACUCGGUUUCUGCCCCGAAUGUGGGAAAAAAUGUUUAAAACAAUUGGAAUCAUACAGAAAAUCCAUUCAUAACAGUUCAAUUGACUAAUGUUAUUAUUUGAUUCAUGUUAUCAAGUUUAAAAAAAAAAAAAACAACAACAAUGUCAUGCCUCCCCUGACCACAUAUCACUGUGCUAAUAUUUUCUACCAGUGUCUGAGUACCACUAGAUGAAGCCCAUGUACCACCAUUGGGGCCUGUGCCACUGUUUGAGAAUAGGUUAUUUAGGAGUCCUUUAUACUGUAUGAACUAUAACAGAAAUGUGUUGAGUUUUUACUUUAAAUUGGAAAAUGGCUUUGAAAGACCAAACUACUACUACUACUACUACAGUCAACACCACCAAAAGAACACAAUAUUUCAAGAUCUGACACUGUUUAAAUUGUAUCUUAAUAGUGAUUUUGAACAUUGUAAACGUGCAACAUUCGCUUGUUUUUGUCUUUUACCAAAUCCCCAGCUAGUUGCUGCUUUAAUUAAACUUUU